GCGCCGCCCAAUCAGCGCCCGGCGCGGGGCCGGCGAUUGGGCGGCGCGUUUCGAAGGCCGGUUUGGCGCGAGGCAACGAUUGGCUGCGGGCGUGGGGCGGAGGGAAGGAAGGGGGGAGACACACACACACCCCGAGACAAGGGGGAGGCCGCGGCUCCGGCGGCGCGGGAGGCCUAGGCCGGCGGCGGGUGAGAGGGCGGCCGCCACCUCGGCCCGGCGCCUCCCUCUCGCCCUCCCUCAGGCCCGCCCGUGUCCGCCCCGCGGAUGGCGGCGGCGGCGGCCCCGGCGCUUUAUGCCUGCACCAAGUGCAACCAGCGCUAUCCGUUCGAGGAGCUGUCGCAGGGCCAGCAGCUGUGCAAGGAAUGCCGCAUCGCCCACCCCAUCGUGAAAUGCACCUACUGCCGCUCUGAGUUCCAGCAGGAGAGCAAAACCAACACAAUAUGCAAGAAGUGCGCCCAAAACGUGAAGCAGUUUGGAACGCCCAAGCCUUGUCAGUAUUGUAACAUUAUUGCAGCAUUUAUUGGCACAAAAUGUCAGCGUUGCACCAACUCUGAGAAGAAGUAUGGCCCACCUCAAACAUGUGAACAGUGCAAACAGCAGUGCGCUUUUGAUCGGAAAGAGGAGGGAAGAAGGAAGGUUGAUGGAAAGUUGUUGUGUUGGCUCUGCACACUGUCCUACAAGAGAGUGCUACAGAAGACAAAAGAACAGAGGAAGAGCCUAGGAUCUUCACAUUCUAACUCCUCAUCCUCAUCUCUUGCUGAGAAAGACCAGCAUCAUUCAAAACACCACCACCAUCACCACCAUCAUCAUCGUCACAGCAGCAGUCAUCAUAAAAUCAGCAGUCUGAGUCCAGAACAAGAUCAGGGACUAUGGAAACAGAGCCAUAAAUCCUCUGCAGCUAUUCAGAAUGAAACUCCAAAGAAAAAACCCAAACUGGAAUCCAAGCCAUCAAAUGGAGAUAGUAGCUCUAUAAAUCAGUCAGCAGACAGUGGAGGAACUGACAACUUUGUCCUCAUAAGUCAGCUGAAAGAAGAAGUAAUGUCACUUAAACGUCUACUGCAGCAAAGAGAUCAGACUAUUUUAGAAAAAGAUAAAAAGUUAACAGAACUGAAGGCAGACUUCCAGUACCAGGAAUCUAAUUUGAGGACAAAGAUGAAUGGUAUGGAGAAAGCCCACAAGGAAACUGUGGAACAGUUGCAGGCCAAAAACAGAGAACUGCUGAAACAGGUUGCAGCAUUGUCGAAGGGUAAAAAGUUUGAUAAAAGUGGGAGUAUACUAACAUCUCCUUGAGGAACUGGUUAUUCAUGGGGUUUGCUACUCAAUGGAAUUUUGAGUAAUUCUGUGAAGCCCUUAAAAGCCUGUGUAGUGGAAAAAAUAUUUUUGCACACCAGAUUAGUUGGCAUGUUUCCUACACGUUUUUGUAAUAUGCAGCUUUUUUUAGUUACUGUUCAGAUGAAAUACUUCAACUGGCUUGAAGAAUGUUUUUAUUUUUUUGAUAUUGGAAACUUUUUGCCAGCAAUAGUAUUAAACAAUUGCAUAGAGAACAUAGCAGUGCUCUCUCUAAAAGGACAACAUGCAAUAACAAACUAGAUGUACUUUUUACCAAGCAAUUGAGAAUUCUAAGCUACACUGAUGUCAGCCAAAAGUUUAUGAAUCUGCAGUGACACUGAACACUGGUUUCUGGCAACUUUAACCUUUACUUUGUAUCAAAAUAUGAAAUUAGAAUGGAAAUCAUGGUGCUCUCAAGUGAAGCUAAAAAAAAGGCUCAUAUGUAUGUGUAAAUACAACUGUUACGGUUAUAUUCUUAGUUAUAACAAGUAAUUAGUGUUUUACAUUCUCGUGAUAGGGAUUUACGGAAAGAUUAUCUAUUGUACAGUAACAGAGGCAGUGUGGUUUUUGUAAAAUUUCCUGUAGAUUUUUCUUGCAAGUGCCUUUCUCCAACUGUUUAUUUAUAGGAAUGUUGGUAUUUUGUACAUAAGGUUUUUAUGUUUUAAAAUCAUCUUUAAUAAAUGUUUUAUGUAAAUAUAAAUGUGUGUACAGAAGAAUCUGAAACAAAGAUCAAAGUGGCUAGUGCAGUGCUUGAAGCAGCGUUAAGAGCUAGCUAAUUGUUGGACAGUAAGUAUUGGCUUUAGAUAACCUUUGUAGCUUGUGUCUGUGAGAUGUAGAAUUUUGUUAGUGCUGCUCAUGCCAAACUCUUCCUGAACAAAAAAUGAAAUGUUUUUUGCCACACUGGAUUUGACUGGUUUGUUUAUACAUUUUUCCCCAUUUGGCACAGCACUGAUUUUAAUUCCAUAGCAGACAUCGUACUCCCAACAUUACAUCCUUUAUUAGUGAUAUACACUCAAAGUGUUAAAACUUUAUUCUUCAUUGCUUGAUUUAAUGUACUUAGUUGUAUCAUAUGGUCAUUCUUUCUCAUGAAUUGCAAGAUUCUAGCUUCCCAGCAAAGAUACACAAUGAGAAAAGAGUAGCCAAAACUAAUGGUCUUGAAAUUCAUGCAGGGAAUGUGGUGUUCAAGGAUGGGUUGUUUUAAUGUUUUGGGUAGAUGUAGAUUUUCAUUCUGAAUUACAUCAGUUUUUGUGUCUAUGCUCCUAAUGGACAUUAGUUAUAUUCAGAAUUUUUAUUAAACAUAAUUUAGUACACCCAAAGCUCUGUGCUCAGGAAGGUCAGUUACGAGUCAGCAUGAAGGGAAGUAGACUUAAAUCAGUAAAGGUUUAGAUCAGCUUCGGGUACUGGGUGGUAACAGGGUAACUGCUUAUAUUUCAGGAAGCUUAAUUGUGUAGAAUAAGCUACACACCUUUUUACUGAAGAACUAAAAUUCCUUGUCUGUCCACCCAUUUACUGAACUGUGACCACCUUUUCAGUAACUGUAAAACAAGUUCCAGCAGUGACAGACUACAGAAUAGUUUGAAAAAAAUCAAGCUGGCUUGUUUCAUAUGGUAUACCUGUAUUUUUAUACCCUGAAAUCAACUUUGUAUGUUUAUAAAGGCUUCUCUUUACACUUGUUCAACCAAGGUAAAGAAUGCUGUGAUCCUUUGGGAAUGUUGUUAUUUUUCUUAAUAUUACCAGUUUAUGACUUUCCUUAAUUCAUAGUAUUAUUUUGAUACAGGUUUUUUUUCCACUUCAGUGGCAGCCCAAGUUUGGUGAAAUUGUUUUUGCAGCACAGAAAAGCAUAGCAAAUUUAAAUGUUUUCAUUAAAAUCAUUUAAUGAUAUCAGUUCCAGCUGCAGUAAGGAUGUUUUAAAGGAACAAGCUGAAGUUCUAUAUUAGAAGUUAUUGACUUUAUAAAGCCAAGCCCAAAAAAUUUUUAGGGGCUUCACAGUAUUUAGUUCUAGUUAAAUACCUGUGGGUUUUCUUCUGUAAUCUCAUUUUGAACAUGAGGGUUUUUUUAAGUUGUAAACUAGCCAACUGAAUCCCAGUUCUGCAAAGGGUGUCCUGGAGCUGUAGAUUAUUGACAUAAUAAACUGAUGUUCUUUAAAUGUCGAUCUGCAAGGAGAUUAUUGUACUAUAUUGUGCUUUUUUGCCUGUUUCCAGAUGGUGAUUAGCACUGAGCAGAUAUGGCCAUUUUGGCUCAAAUUAUUUAUGUAUUUUAAGCCUGUUAAUAUUGCGGCCCCCUUUGGGACAGUAUGUCUAAAUAUGCGUUCUGCAGUGAAGCUGUUCAGCUGUCCACAUGUAUAGACUAUUGAAAUACUGUACUGGCACACAUCUGACCGCUGACAUUUUGUACCUUUUCUAAAUCCAAUGUUUCACAAUAAAAUCUUGUCAAAACAUUAA
Molecule: messenger RNA, 3770 nt
Organism: Cuculus canorus (common cuckoo)
Lineage: Eukaryota; Metazoa; Chordata; Aves; Cuculiformes; Cuculidae
Gene: FAM76B
Product: family with sequence similarity 76 member B
Exons: 10
Coding region: 265-1290 (341 amino acids)
Source: RefSeq, a predicted model, not a curated record